AUGCUAACGACGGUGGAUCGCAACCAAAUACUCGAAACAGAGCACAUUGUGUGCGGAGUGCCAAUUGUCAUUGCGGAGUUUUGUUCAUCCAAGGUUUCCGAAAAGUACAAAGAAAGGGCAAAGCAAAGCGGUAAGCUGCAGCCAAUGCCUUCGAAGCACAAUGUCGACAAUGUAAAGUCGAUAGCGUCUAACCCAGCCGAACCCAUUCUGCCGGAAAAUGAGCAGCAGCAACAGCAGCAGGCAAAACACAAUCAACCACGGCUAGAGAAAAAUGAUCUGCAAAGGCAAUCGGCCAGUCAAAAAUCACUCAAAUAUUUCCAAAUAUAUGUUGAAGGUGUAAAGUCGAUCAUCUCAACAGAUGACUUAGAAACCCACUUUGCACGCUUCGGUGAGGUACUCAAAGUGGACAUGUGCAUGAAUCCGUCAACAAACCAGCACGGUGGAUGUGGCUACAUUACAUUUCGACGGACGGCAGACAUUGAAAAGAUAGCUUAUAUGAAGCAUAUCAUACGUGGCGUUCGGAUUAAAGUUGAGGAAUGCUAUUUAUCCGAUGAUAUAGACAAUGACCCAGUAAGUGAACAAUGGGAGACAACUAACUGUGCUGGCCAACCACAAAAUGAGGUAGAAGUAUAUGUAGAUGUUGUGAAGCUUGGCGUCACUGUAGAAGCACUGCGCACAGUAGGUGCGCAGUUCGGACAAGUUAUCGACUUGGCCCUGUUUAUAUAA
Messenger RNA from Dibothriocephalus latus, 726 nucleotides. The record is from the annotation of a GenBank genome assembly. Lineage: Eukaryota; Metazoa; Platyhelminthes; Cestoda; Diphyllobothriidea; Diphyllobothriidae.